UAAUAAUCAAGUCGGGUCAUUAUAUAAAGUUAUAAAUGUUUUCUUGAGAUCUGAUUCUUAAAAGCAUAGUCAGCACGGCGGAAUUUCCAUAAUCCCCCGAACCAUUAGGACUCGGUUUCGAAACUCUUCUAGGUCACAUCUUUUUCUCUAUUUUUUUGACACAUCUCGAUCUUCCUCGUCGUUUUCCGUUUGAUUUUAGCUCUGAAGCUAUCGGUUUGAAAUUUAGCAGUAGAAUUCCGGUCAUCCAUUGUUUCGAUCUUAGCAAAAACCGUUUUUCCGUCAUCGGAGCGAUUUGUGUACGCCAUGGAUUCAGAUCUAAAGACCGUUUCUUCUCCUAGAAAGAUGAAAUUUAAACCGAAGUUACCAAGAACUCCGAAGAAACCCCUUACACCGAAGAAGUACAGAAAUCCCUUUGGUUCCUCUAUCCCUUUCAUUUGUUUCUUUUCUCCUGUGAAGUAGUUUUCUUUGUUUUUGUUUUUAAUUAAAUUAUAAAUUGCAGAGAGGUUGGUGGAGCUGAUGACGAUGGAGAUGAUGGCGAGAUCAAUGAAGCUCUUCUUCGCAAAGUUAACGUAAACUCACGCGCUCUCUCUCUCUCGUUGAUUGUUUUUUACCGGCCUCGUUCAUAUUUGAUAUACUACUACUAGCAAUGAAGUAGCAUUCUGUAGCAGAUAUAUGUUUUGUUAAUUAAAUAAAGUAAACAAGUUUAGAGGUUUUGUGUUUUUAUUUUAUUUUUAUCUUUUUACUGGGGGGUAACUGGUAAGCAAGGUAAUUAGUAAAUAAUAUGCUGGCAUAAUUGGAAUAAUAGUUGAUUAUGAUGGCCUUUUUUCAGUUGAGAGAGUAGAGGUAACUAAUUGAAUUGUGUUUACAGGAUCAUUUGUCAGGGAGACGACCUCAAGCUAGCAAGAAAUGUAAUAGCUUAAACUUUUUCCUUUAGAAUUACUUCUUUCCUUGCACUCGGUGUUUAUCCCCCCGAAUUUUGAACACUAAAUUUACUUUUCAAAGAAACGACCAUGUUGCAGCUUUAAAAUGAUCAAAUGGAUGAACCGUGUUGAAAUGCUCUGAAUCAUUUAUAAUGCGAUAAAUCCUUGAGGAGAUUUUGGUUUAUUAAGGCUACCACCUCACACACCUAUGUUUGAAACUUUCAGCUUCUGUUGAAGUCGUAUUCACUCAAGGAGUCGCAUCAUCUUCUCCAAGGAUGCAUAGCAUAGCUAAGGGGGAGUCUGGGGGCACGAGUGAUGACAUAGGAUCAAGUGACUUUGCUGAAAAUACUAGUCAAAUCCUUUAUUUGCCCCCAACAAGCACCGACUGUGUUGUAAAAAAUGAACCAAGCGCGAUGGGUUCUAUGUUGAGGCAGAAGAAAAGAGCUUACAAAGAGCCUUGGGAUUACAACAACAGCUACUACCCUAUUACCCUUCCACUAAGAAGACCUAACUCUGGAGAUCCAGAGGUUCUUGAUCAAGAGGAAUUUGGAGAGGCUGGAACCUUCCCUGACUAUGAUGAAAGUGCUUUACAUUCUGCUUCAGACCUUGGUCUGAUGGAGGAAGAUGCUAGAGCUAAGAUGCUUUUUCUUCAGCUUCCUGCUGAUCUUCCGUUGGGCCAGUGCCCCGCUACUGCAGCUAGCAAGGAUGCAUCUGGCAUUUUUAAACUUCCAGGACAUGCUUCAGCAGAUCUACAUUCUGUAGAGAAAGCUGGUGGUUCUACAACUCCCGGAACUGUUGCUUUGUCGAAUGGAAAUGGAACUGUUGCUUCGCCCAAGCGAAAGGAAACGGUUGCUUCAUCUAAGGGAAAGGGAAAGGGAAAGGAAAUUUGUGUCCCCACCUCAACGAUUCCUGGUGAUGUAAAGGGAAAAGAGUUUGUGGACAAGUCAAUUUCUUCCGGGGGGGCAAACUUUGCGAAGGGAAGUUCCGAGUUACCAGUCGGACAUAUGGGCAAAUUGUUGGUCUAUAAGAGUGGUGCGGUUAAGUUGAAGCUUGGAGAUAUUUUAUAUGAUGUCACUCCUGGUUCGGAUUGUAUCUCCGCACAGGAUGUUGUGGCAAUAAAUACAAUGGAAAGAGACUGUUGUGUGGUGGGAAAACUUACUAAGCGGGCUGUCGUGACUCCAGAUGUCGAUAUCCUAUUGGAUCAUCAUGUGAUUAAUAUCUGAUGCUAAUUUGUGAUUAGUCUGACCUAAUAGGCGUAAAUGGGGAGUGUGCAUUUAGUCUGAUGCAAGUGGAUUCUGUGUUUAAUCUGGCCAAAUGGUAGUGACAUUGGUGUAAAUGGGUAAUGUGCCUUCGUAUUAGUACUGGAUGAUGCCUUGUCUGACCUGAUUGCACAUGAGAUGAGACUGAUAUUUGUCAUCUUUUUGGUUGCUGAUGCUCAUAAGUAAAAAGCGGAAAAAAGUAAAUCAAUAUUUCACCCA
Molecule: messenger RNA, 2398 nt
Organism: Oldenlandia corymbosa var. corymbosa
Lineage: Eukaryota; Viridiplantae; Streptophyta; Magnoliopsida; Gentianales; Rubiaceae
Source: the annotation of a GenBank genome assembly